Molecule: messenger RNA, 1032 nt
Organism: Pogonomyrmex barbatus (red harvester ant)
Lineage: Eukaryota; Metazoa; Arthropoda; Insecta; Hymenoptera; Formicidae
Product: dnaJ homolog subfamily C member 17
Biological process (GO): spliceosomal complex disassembly
Cellular component (GO): spliceosomal complex
Molecular function (GO): RNA binding
Source: RefSeq, a predicted model, not a curated record
AAAAAUAACGAGGAUACUAUGGAGGAUACUAUUAUGCAGAUGGAUUUGUAUGGAUUGCUCGGUGUGGAAUCGACGGCUUCUAUGCCAGAGAUAAAAAAGGCGUACCGCAAGAAAGCAUUGACAUGCCAUCCUGACAAGAAUCCUGACAAUCCGAGAGCCGCAGAAUUAUUUCAGGAACUCUCGAGAGUACUGGAGAUAUUAACGGAUGAAAAUGCUAGAGCAGCGUAUGACAAAGCCAUUGCUGCCAGGAAGCAGGCGAAGGAACGCGUUAGACAGUUUGAUGCCAAGAGAAAAAAAUUGAAGGAAGACUUAGAAGCACGCGAGGAGGCUUAUAAGAGGUCGUGUGAUCCUGCACCUAAAAGUAAAUCUGACAAAGAAAGAAUGAUGGCGGAAGUGAAAAGAUUACAAGAAGAAUGGUAUAAACAAGUGGAAGAAGAGAUGGCCUUUACACGAAAACUUUUAAAUCAAUUUGACAACUUGUCGAAUCCAGGAUCUGAUGUAGGCAAUUUUCGAAUCAAGAUCAAAUGGAAGAUACAAGCUGGUGAUCCAACAAGUGGCGGUUAUAAUUAUGAUAAUUUGCAUAAAAUGUUUUCCAAGUAUGGAGACAUAACGGCUCUUGUUGUAUCAUCCGCAAAGAAAGGCAAUGCCUUGGUUGAAUUUGGAACUAGAAGUGCAGCAGAAACAGCGCUUCUAGCAGAGAUUGGUUUAGCUGAAAAUCCAUUAAGACUUAGUGGUCUAUGGGAUACAAAAAAACAUUCUACCGGUGCUGCAAGUAGUGCAAAUUUUAAUAUUAGGAAUCCUACAUUUCCUACAAUGGCACAUUUCAACAGCACACCAUGCGCGUCUGUCAGUUUUUCUUCCGCACCUGAUAUAUUCACACAACAGCCAAGACUGUCGGACGCAGAAUUUGAAAGUUCUGUAUUAACUAAUCUAAGGAGAGCAGAAGAACGCAAACGGCUCAUAGAGGAAUUGAAGGCGCAAGAUGAAAAUUAAUUCGGGUAUCGACAUAAUUUAUAUCCCUUUGUGUGUAUA